AUGCGACAGCGAGAUGUAAUCGGUAUUGGCGAGACUAGUUCUGGUAAGACUGCUGCUUUUGUUCUCCCCAUUCUGGAAGGAAGUCUCAAGAGCAGAGAGAUUAGUCUAGAGGGUUUUGGAACAAAGAGGUACAAUGUCUUGGUUGCUACAGAUGUUGCUGGUCGUGGUAUCGACAUUCCUAACGUGGCUCAUGUGAUCAUUUACGACAUGAUGGGUUCUAUCGAGGGGUACACUCAUCGUAUUAGAUGUACUGGGCGUGCUGGAAAGACUGGUGUUGCGACGACGUUCUUGACUUUUCAGGAUACUAAUGUGUUCUAUGACUUCAAGCAGAUGCUUGUACAAAGUAAUAGUGUUGUGCCUCCAGAAUUGGCUAAACAUGAAGUUUCAAAGUUCAAGUAUGGUUCGAAUACCUAUAGACCUCUUAGAAGAAAUGACCCAAUCUUUACUCACUAA
Messenger RNA from Linum tenue, 453 nucleotides. NCBI's taxonomy places the organism in Eukaryota, Viridiplantae, Streptophyta, Magnoliopsida, Malpighiales, Linaceae. The record is from the annotation of a GenBank genome assembly.